GGAAACCAUUUGACUGCCUGCGUGAGGAGGUUGCGUGGAGCAAGGAAGCGAUAGUCACCGGGAGCGGCUGUCACUCGCAGCCACACGGCAGUUCCAUCAUCGCAGCGAAGACUAUUUUUGUGCUUUCAACAUUUGGCAAAAAUGUCUACUACUAAUUAUGCUGUGCUCAAUACUGGACAGAAGAUGCCUCUCAUUGGGCUGGGGACAUGGAAGAGUGCGCCUGGUGAGGUAAAAACAGCUGUUGAGAAUGCUUUAAAGAUUGGUUAUCGUCAUGUGGACUGUGCUGCAGUGUACAAUAAUGAGGCUGAAAUAGGAGACCUUUUUAAAGAAAUAAUUGGUGUUGACAAGAUGGUAAAACGUGAAGAACUUUUUGUAACCUCCAAGUUGUGGAAUACCAAGCAUCAUCCUGAAGAUGUGGAACCUGCCUGUCGUAAAUCUCUGGAAGACCUGAAGCUUACUUAUCUGGAUUUGUACCUCAUUCACUGGCCUUAUGCCUUUAAAAAAGGUGACAGCUGCUUUCCAAAGAAUCCUGAUGGCACAAUGCAAUAUGAUAAUAUUGAUUAUAAGGAAACUUGGAAAGCCAUGGAGAGAUUAGUAGAAAAGGGCUUGGUGAAAGCUAUUGGACUCUCGAAUUUCAACAGUCAACAGAUUAAUGAUGUUAUCGCUGCAGCUACUAUUAAGCCUGCAGCGUUGCAGGUAGAAUGCCAUCCGUACUUAGCACAAAAUGAGCUGAUCGGACAUUGCCAGAAAUAUGGAAUAAUAGUUACAGCCUAUAGUCCGCUUGGUUCCUCUGAUCGCAUGUGGAAAGCCGCAGAUGAACCAGUUUUACUAGAAGAUGCUAAUAUUAAAACUAUUGCUAAUGAACAUGGGAAAUCACCUGCUCAAGUGUUGCUCAGGUGGCAGGUACAGCGUGGAGUUGUAGCCAUUCCCAAGAGUGUCAAUGCAGCACGAAUUGCACAGAACCUGCAGGUGUUUGAUUUUGCACUAACUGAAGACGAGAUGAAAACAGUUGGAAAUCUCAAUAGAAACUGGCGGUAUAUUGUUCCUAAGAUAGUGGUUGACAACAAAUCUGUAUUCAGAGACGCGCUGCAUCCUCAUUAUCCUUUCAACGAUCCAUACUAGUGACAUUGGGAUGAGCCAUUGCUGCCUUAGUGGUUUUAUUGGUGUAUAAAUCGAUUUUGCUGAUGAUAUUGAAUACUUCUCAUCAUUUAGAAACAGUAUUGGGUUGCUUUUUAAAUAAUCUCUGUUAAAUGACUCAAUUAAAAAUGCUAAUAUUUGAUGGCAAAUAAAAUUAACUCUUGCAGAAGAUUAACCUUAGUUCAGAUCAUCCUUUUCUCAUUCUCCUUGAUUUGUCUUGUUUAGUUCGGUAUUCACCCAGCCCAACACAGUGUAUGUGUUUUUCUAUCUGUAGCUUUGAGGAGUGAAAAUGUACAUAUAAUCUGCAAUAAAAUAUAUAACUUCAAAAUA
Messenger RNA from Leucoraja erinaceus (little skate), 1467 nucleotides. It is a transcript of the gene akr1a1b, whose product is annotated as aldo-keto reductase family 1, member A1b (aldehyde reductase). Gene Ontology annotation, biological process: aldehyde catabolic process. The record is from RefSeq and is a predicted model, not a curated record. Gene Ontology annotation, cellular component: cytosol. NCBI's taxonomy places the organism in Eukaryota, Metazoa, Chordata, Chondrichthyes, Rajiformes, Rajidae. The transcript has 9 exons. The coding region runs from base 142 to 1122 and encodes 326 amino acids. Gene Ontology annotation, molecular function: aldose reductase (NADPH) activity.